UCCCGUCCCUGCCGUGUCCCGCUCUGUCCCUGCUCCGUCCCUGCCGUGUCCCGCUUCAUCCCUGCUCCGUCCCUGCCGUGUCCCGCUCUGUCCCUGCUCCAUCCCUGCCUUGUCCCGUCCCUGCCGUGUCCCGCUCUGUCCCUGCUCCGUCCCUGCCGCGUCCCGCUUCAUCCCUGCUCCAUCCCUGCCGCGUCCCGUUCUGUCCCUGCUCCAUCCCUGUCCCGUCUCGUUCCAUCCCUGCCGUGUCCCGCUCCAUCCCUGCUCCAUCUCUGCCCCGUCCCUGCCGUGUCCCGCUCCAUCCCUGUCCCGUCCCGUUCCAGCCCGGUUCAGCCCCGCUCCAUCCCCGCUCCGUGCCGCUCCAUCUCUGCCCCGUCCCGUCCCGCUCCGUCCGCGCUCUGUCCCCGCUCCGUCCUGCCCCAUCCCCGCUCCGUGCCGCUCUCAUGGGCCGGCCCUGGGCGCUGCUGUGGUGCCUGGGCUGCCUGGGCGGCAUCCCGGGCUGCUCCGGCGAGCACUACCGCUACCUGUGGAGGAGCUGCUACCCCUGCUACCUGGGGCGAGCGGGCUACCCCAACCUGCGGCCAGAUGUUGAUGAGUGCCAGGUGCACAACGGGGGCUGCCAGCACCGGUGUGUGAACACCCUGGGCUCCUUCUACUGCGAGUGCCAGCCCGGAUUCCGCCUGCACACGGAUGGCAGGACCUGCCUCGCUCUGAACUCGUGUGCCCUGAACAACGGAGGCUGUGAGCACGACUGUGUGCAGGUGACCCUGGCCCAGCACCGCUGCCAGUGCAGGCAGCACCACCAGCUGCACGAGGAUGGCAAACGCUGCAUCCUGAGGAACCCGUGCUCUGACAGGAACGGGGGCUGCAUGCAGCGCUGCCACAGCCACCGCGGCCGCGCGCGCUGCGAGUGCCACCCCGGCUACCUGCUGGCCCCUGAUGGCAAGGCCUGUGAAGAUGUGAACGAGUGCCUGACAGGGCUGGCCAUGUGUGCACACCAGUGCCUCAACACCCGGGGCUCCUUCAGGUGCACCUGCAACCCGGGCUACGAGCUGGGGGCGGACGGCAAGCGCUGCUACCGGAUAGAGAUGGAGAUUGUGAACAGCUGUGAGACCAACAAUGGGGGCUGUUCCCACAUGUGCCACCACACCAGCUCUGGCCCAGUCUGCACCUGUAACUUUGGCUUUAGGCUGGAAGAGGACCAGAAGUCGUGCACUGAUAUCAAUGAGUGUGACACGGGCUCUCACUGCUGUCAGCAAGACUGUUACAACUACCCUGGGGGCUACGAGUGCUCCUGCCACGCCGGGUACAGGCUCAGCACGGAUGGCUGUGGCUGUGAUGAUGUGGAUGAGUGCUCUGCAAACAACGGUGGGUGUGAACACACGUGCCAGAACCUGCCAGGCUCCUUCCAGUGUGGCUGUGACAUUGGGCACAAGCUGGAUGAAGACAGAAGGAGAUGCAUCUCCCUCGAGGACACGGUGGAGGCCCUGGAUGGCCGGCGCCCCGUCAUCCGCCCCAUCCCUCACGUGGCCAUCCUGCGGGACGAGCUCACCCAGCUCUUCAGCGACGACUACGAGGAAGAGGAGGAGGAGCUGGAAGCACGAGGGGAGCACACGCUGUCGGAGAAGUUCGUCUGCCUGGAGCACACCUUUGGCCCUGACUGCAGCCUGACCUGCGACGACUGCCAGAACGGAGCCACCUGCAGCGCCGAGGGCAGCGGCUGCCUCUGCGCGGCCGGCUGGACCGGCGUGCUCUGCAACCAGACUUGCCCAGCUGGCACCUUCGGCAGCAACUGCAGCCAGAGCUGCCGGUGCCAGAACGGCGGCACCUGUGACCCUGCCAGCGGCGCCUGCCGCUGCCCGCCCGGCGUGGCUGGAGAGCUCUGCCAGGAUGGGUGCCCCAAGGGAUUUUACGGGAAGCACUGCAGGAAGAAGUGCAACUGUGCCAACCGGGGUCACUGCCAUCGGAUCUACGGCGCCUGCCUGUGCGAUCCCGGCUUGUACGGCCGGUUCUGCCACCUGGCGUGCCCCAAGUGGGUGUUUGGGGCCGGCUGCUCCGAGGAGUGUCAGUGCCUGCAGCGCAACUCGCGGGACUGCGACGCCAGGGACGGCUCCUGCCGCUGCAAACCCGGCUACCGCGGCCAGCGCUGCCAGGACAGCUGUGACCCUGGCUAUUAUGGGGAUGGCUGCAAGAAGAAGUGCAGCUGCUCUCCAGGAGUGCCCUGUGACCCUGUCACUGGGGAGUGUCACAAGGAGUGUCCCCCAGGCUACCACGGCGAGCACUGUGACCAAGAGUGCCCUGAGGGGACAUUUGGGCCAGGCUGUCAGCAUCCCUGUGCCUGUGGAGAAGCAUCCUGUGACAGGAGCACGGGGCAGUGCCACUGCCCACCUGGCUGGACAGGACACGACUGUGCCCAAGCUUGCCCUGAGGGUCUCUGGGGGCCGGGCUGCCAGGAGAUCUGCCCUGACUGUGCCAACAACGCCAGCUGUGACCGCGCCACCGGAGCCUGUCUGUGCCCACCUGGCUACACCGGGCAGCGCUGCCAGGAUGUGUGUCCGCCCGGCUGGUUCGGCCCCGCCUGCCAGCUGAGCUGCAGCUGUGGCAACGAGGGACAUUGCCAUCCGGUGACGGGGACGUGCAGCUGCCCGCCCGGCUGGACGGGGCACCACUGCCAGCGAGCCUGUGACCUGGGGCGUUGGGGCCCUGACUGCGCCCACGCCUGCAACUGCAGCAACAGCGACGGCAGCUGCAGCGCCGAGAGCGGGCAGUGCCUGUGCGAGGCCGGCUACACGGGCACCCACUGUGAGCAGAAGUGCCCAGAGGGGUGGUUUGGGCUGAGCUGUCGGCACCAGUGCCAGUGUGACAAUGGAGCCACCUGUGACCACGUCAGUGGGGCCUGCACCUGCAGCCCAGGCUGGCGAGGAACCUUCUGUGAGCACGCCUGCCCUGAUGGAUUUUAUGGACUGGAGUGUCGGCAAGCCUGUGACUGCCUGAAUGGUGCCCACUGUGACCCUGUGACAGGACAGUGCCAGUGUCCCCCGGGCUGGACUGGUGCCCGCUGUGCCCAGGCCUGCCCGGAGAACAGCUACGGCCAGAACUGCAGCCACACCUGCCACUGCUUCAACAACGCCACCUGCAGCCACGUCAGCGGCCACUGCCUCUGCCCCGAGGGGUGGACGGGACCCUCGUGCCAGCAAGCCUGCCCAGCAGGGUUUUAUGGGAAGAACUGCCAGCAGCGCUGCCUCUGCCACAACGGCGGCACCUGUGACCCGGCCACGGGGACCUGCGCUUGCCCUGCGGGCUGGACAGGGCUGGCCUGUGAGCUGGCCUGUGCCCAGGGCCAGCACGGCCUGGAGUGCCAGCAGAGCUGUGAGUGCCAGCACGGGGGGCUCUGUGACCGCCACACCGGGCACUGCCACUGCCAGCCCGGCUGGACCGGUGACAAGUGUGACACAGCUUGUCCGGAGGGGCAGUUUGGGGCACGCUGUGAGGAGCUCUGUGACUGUGGGGACAACGUCUCGUGCCACCACGUCACCGGAGCUUGUGAGUGCCCCCGGGGCUGGAGGGGCCGGCGCUGUGAGAAAGCCUGCCUGCCAGGUUUCUUUGGGAAGAACUGUGCCAGUCGCUGUGGCUGUCCCCUGGGAGUGCCCUGUCACCAUGUCACCGGCCAGUGCGGCUGCCCGCCAGGACUGACCGGCUCUGGAUGUGAAAAACCCUGCCUGCCAGGGACCUUUGGGGAGGGCUGUGCUCAGAUCUGCCAGUGCUCCGGGGCUACCCAGGAAUGUCACCCUGUCACCGGGGCCUGUGUCUGUCCCCCUGGCUUCCACGGUCCUGCCUGCCAGCUGGAGUGCUCCCCGGGCUGGUACGGCCGGGACUGCGAGCGGCGGUGCCGGUGCAGGAACGGGGGACGCUGUGACAGUGCCACGGGGAUGUGCCACUGCCCGCCGGGCUUCAUCGGCGCCGACUGCGCCAUCGGAUGCCCCGCUGGCCGCUACGGCCAGGACUGUGCAGGGCUGUGCCCCUGUGGGGCCGGUGUCCCCUGUCACCCUGUCACUGGAGACUGCGUGUGCCCUCCGGGCAGAGCUGGCCCCACGUGUGAGCAAGGUUGUGAGAGGCACCGCUACGGGCCGGGCUGCCAGCAGCGCUGCUCCUGCCGCAACGGGGGGCUCUGCCACCCUGCCGAUGGCUCCUGCUCCUGUGCCCCAGGGUGGACGGGCAAAUCCUGCGAAUCAGAAUGCCCUCCGGGAAGCUUCGGUGCUGCCUGCCAGCUGCGCUGCCCCUGCCUGCACAACGCCACCUGCCACCCGGCCACCGGCGCCUGCCACUGUCCCCACGGCCACUACGGGCCCCUGUGCGAGCACAGCUGUCCCCCGGGGUUCCACGGAGAGGGCUGCCAGCAGCUCUGUGACUGCGAGCACGGGGCGGGCUGUGACCCCGCCACCGGGCGCUGCCGCUGUCCCCCAGGGCUGCGGGGCGAGCGCUGUCACACAGGCUGCAAGGAAGGGACCUACGGCGAGGGGUGCCAGCAGCUCUGCGACUGCCCCAGCGAUGUCCCCUGCGACCCGGUGACAGGACACUGCCUGUGCCCCCCCGGCAAAACCGGCCCCAGGUGUGCUGCAGAGUGCCAGCCCACCCAGUUUGGCCCCGAGUGCCGCCUGGCGUGCCAGUGUGCCCCCAGCAGCUCGUACUGCAACGCCAGGAACGGGCAGUGCCUGUGCCUGCACGGCCACACGGGACCCACCUGCCACGAAGCCACGCAGUCCCUGCCACCCACCAGGCCACCACCAGCCCCGGAGGGGCUCCAGCCAGCAGAGAAGUAGGUCCUGCUCUGGUUUCACCAAGCAGCACCUGAAGAAGCCAAUGACCUGUAAUGAACUCAUUUUUGAGCCACAUGAGCAGCUCUCGCCUCCUGACAGCCCCAGCUGCUGCUUUUGGGGGGUCUGAGUGAGGCUGAAGCACCCAGUAUAACCAGUUCACUGUGCCAGCGCGGGCUGGCCCUGAGGACUCGUGUGCCCUGCCCACACCAGGGUGUGCCCUUGGCCAGAGACCAGGUGACCACUCCAGGAGAGAUCAGUUCUGCUCAGGGGACAGUGGACUUUGACAGCUUGUGACACAUUGCUGGCCUUCAACUUUUGGGUGCUGGGCUUGGGGAGGGGGCUGAAAUCGUGGUCCAAAUCAGGUAUUUAUGCAUCAAUAUUUAUGGGAAGCUGCACCACAGUGUUGUCAGGGCUGAUGGCUGACAGUGCCCAGCUCUCCUGAGAUUGGACCUCCUGUGGAUGCACCACCUCACUUGAAUUAUUUUUUAUAAAUUUGAAUUUUC
Messenger RNA from Haemorhous mexicanus (house finch), 5317 nucleotides. Its product is annotated as multiple epidermal growth factor-like domains protein 6. Gene Ontology annotation, molecular function: calcium ion binding. The transcript is spliced from 34 exons. Bases 441 to 4817 code for a protein of 1458 amino acids. The record is from RefSeq and is a predicted model, not a curated record. NCBI's taxonomy places the organism in Eukaryota, Metazoa, Chordata, Aves, Passeriformes, Fringillidae.